Drosophila persimilis is the source of this 1337-nucleotide messenger RNA. RefSeq lists its product as uncharacterized. The record is from RefSeq and is a predicted model, not a curated record. The coding region runs from base 47 to 1261 and encodes 404 amino acids. The transcript is spliced from 5 exons. Lineage: Eukaryota; Metazoa; Arthropoda; Insecta; Diptera; Drosophilidae.
CGGCCACAGAAAGCUCAGUGCGAGAAAUUUGUGGCAGCUUUGCACCAUGGCAAUGAGAGCUAUCGCCUUGCUGGCCAUAGUCGGCGCAGUCGGCAUGGGCCUGGUGGCCGGCGAAGGUCUCCGCCUGCCCGACCAGCAGUCUUCGAACAACAUCCAGCAGGUGUAUGCGCCGCAGCCGCAACUACAGCCUCAACAAAUCCAGCAACAGACACAGACGCUGCAGUUCCAGCAGCAGCAGUCGCAGACUGGUCCAGUCGGAGUGGGUGAGGAGCGUGGUCGCUCUUCCAUUUUGAGCAUCUUUGGUCUGGGAGGCAACGACAACGAUCCGUAUCUGGCACGCACCAACAGCAACUGUUUGGGCGGCGAUCUCUCCGAGUGCUUCAAGACCCAAGCCCUCAAUACGUUCGAUGAGAUUUUCUACAGAGAUCAGUACCGCCUCUCGGACUUUGCUCGCGUCGUGCGUCUGCCUGAGACCCAGCAGCGUUCCCUGCUGCAGGAGCCCUUCGAGUACUCCGAGGAGCCGCGUGGCGAGGAUGACGACUGGAAUUUGCUGGUGAAAUUCGCCCUCCGUCGGGCCGAACGAUUCAUCAAGUCCACGGCGCUGGAGGUUGAGUGGCCCGAGGAGCUGACCGAGGCUGGCCGCUACGAGGCCCGCUUCAUUGGCAACGACAUUGAUGAUGAACUGGAUGUCGUUGAGAACAAGCGCGCGGGUGCCUUCUCCCGCAAGAAGCUGAAGAAGAUGAUUAUUCCCCUGCUGUUGGUGCUGAAGAUCUUCAAGCUGAAGCUGCUCCUUUUCCUGCCCUUCAUUCUGGGCAUUGCUGGUCUGAAGAAGAUCCUCGGUCUCGCUGCCAUCAUCCUGCCCGGCCUCUUCGCAUACUUCAAACUUUGCCGACCACCAGGCGGAGUUGGCGGUGGUUUCGGCGGCGGCCUGUCCGGCCUCUUCGGCAGCAAGAACACUUUCCCCGAAUACACGCCACAGGGAGUCGGUGCGGCCACGUACUACCAUCACCAUGAGCACUUCGAGGGGGGCGGCCACGGAGCACCUGGAUCCUUCCCCUAUCGCCAGGAGCCCAGUUUCGCCAAGCCCUACACUGACUACUACAGCAAGAGCUACCAGGGCCAGCAGCAGCAGCAGCAGGUGGGCGGCAACUCCGUCAGCUUCGGCGAUCCGCAGGAGGCGGCCUACAAUGGCUACUACGGCCGCAACACCGGCAAGGACAUUGCCGCCGAGCCCCAACAGCAGCAGCCACAGAAGAGCUAAAUGUGGAUCCGAGCACUGUCCACAUGUUGUUAUUUAUUUGGCCCUCGGCCUUGUUGCAUUCCUAUAAGAAUAUUUA